Molecule: messenger RNA, 1170 nt
Organism: Lucilia cuprina (Australian sheep blowfly)
Lineage: Eukaryota; Metazoa; Arthropoda; Insecta; Diptera; Calliphoridae
Gene: Torsin
Product: torsin-like protein
Exons: 2
Coding region: 49-1074 (341 amino acids)
Biological process (GO): cellular response to misfolded protein
Molecular function (GO): ATP binding; ATP hydrolysis activity
Source: RefSeq, a predicted model, not a curated record
UGUGCAAAUUCUAAAUUUUAUUGCAUUCCCAAGUUGUUUUCUUAAAAUAUGUUUUUAAUUUUAAAAAUUUUCUUAUUGACAACGAUUUUAACACUUCUACACAAUGUUGACGGCUUGUUUGAUCCUGUAUCAUUAGGUAUAGCAGCAGGUGUAGGACUAGGAGCUUUUAAAUUUGAUUUUCUUAAAGAUCAAACCUACUGUCGUAUGGCAGAAUGCUGCAAUGAACGUAGUAUACCGGCCGAUAUUAUGGGACUUAAAGAAGAGCUUUCCAAUACAUUAUUUGGCCAGCAUAUUGUACAAAAGCAACUGAUACCCGCACUAGAAGCACAUUUCAAUGGAAAACGCAAUUCUCGUAAACCAUUGGUGAUAAGUUUUCAUGGUACUCCCGGGACAGGAAAAAACUUUGUUGCCGAUCAAAUUGCUAAAAAGCUUUAUACAAAAGGUUUAGAAAGUAAAUUUGUUCACAAAUAUAUGGGCCGUUCAGAUUUUCCGGUAGCACAGGAUGCCAAGUUAUAUACGGAACGCAUAAAUCGAGAAGUGCGUGAAGGCCUUAAGGCUUGUCCUCGUUCUUUAUUCAUAUUCGACGAAGUAGACAAAAUGCCAGCUGGCGUUUUUGAAUCGCUAACAUCCCUGGUGGACUACAAUGCAUUUGUCGAUGGUCAAGAUACUACCCAAGCAAUAUUUAUAUUUUUAUCAAACACUGCCGGCGUUUACAUAUCGGACAAGUUGGGUCAACUUAUAAGGAGCGGCAUAUUAAGAGAAGAUACUAAAUUGGGCCACUUUGAACAGAUUUUAGAAAAGGCUGCCUACAAUUUGGAGGGAGGCCUAAAAAAAACCAGCCUAAUAGAGGCCCAUGUGAUAGAUCACUUUAUACCAUUUUUACCUCUAGAGAAAUCGCAUGUCUAUAAAUGUAUAGAGCAAGAAUAUAAGCGUUGGAAUGCUAUUCCUAAAGAGGGUGCCAUAGAAAAUAUAAUCAAUGAUUCUAUUACAUAUGAUCGCACCAAUGGCAUAUUUGCCACUUCUGGCUGUAAGAAGCUAGAUAAAAAAGUAGCUGUGGAAGUUAUGUCCAGUUGAAAAAAAGAAAAGUCAUUGCCUAACCCUAACAUAUUUUUUUACUUUUCUUGUAUUUAUAUAGUUUACUAAGUUUAAUAAAGAAAAUGUUAUAAACGA